AUGUUUGUUUGCUUAUCAGCAUUCGUGGCCUCAGAAGCUUACCCUUUAAUUUUGAGCGCCAAGCCUGGAGUCAAAGUUUCCUCUCCUUCUGAUUUGAUGACUCUUGGUGCUCUUGGUGAUAAACACUGCUGCUUCGUAAUCGAAAGAUUUCCAAAGCCUCCAAUGAAAUCAGUUUGGGAUCUCGGCAACUUUGCUAACGCAAUGACAGUUUGCGAAAAGAAGGGAACACUUAAAACUUUCAACAAUGUUGAUUCCAACCAAGUUAACUUUUUGGAGCAACUCGAAAAUCACUACAGCAAAAAGUUGACACUUAUUUCAUAUGAUGAAUGCACAUGCAAAGCCGAAAAAUUCCAAGAAGGACUCAUUGUUGUCCGUGUUACAGAAGAUGAUACAUACAUUGUCGAGGAAGUUCUUGGAAAGCUUCCAGAAGAUGUAACUGUUUCAUUUAUUGCUACGACUGAAAAUCUAUUCAGAAAGAAAUAA
Trichomonas vaginalis G3 is the source of this 483-nucleotide messenger RNA. RefSeq lists its product as uncharacterized. The transcript has a single exon. The record is from RefSeq and is a predicted model, not a curated record. Bases 1 to 483 code for a protein of 160 amino acids. NCBI's taxonomy places the organism in Eukaryota, Parabasalia, Trichomonadida, Trichomonadidae.